CUCAAGAUGACUCUUCAGGUGAUGACAUCCAGGUUGAUGUUGGUGAGGUGCCGGUGUUGCAGCUCCCUAGAGCUAAUGUUGGUGCAGCUCGUGUCGGUCAGGUGCGAAGACGACAUCAAGUUCAAGGUGGGCCUGCUCAAAAUCGCUCCAAAAUGACCAAACUUGAACAGUCAAUGGACAUCUUUAUGCGCGAUUUCAGGGAGAUGGAUGCUGAAUCGGAACGGAGACACAGGGCAGAACAAAGACGAACAACACAAGAGCUGUUUGCAUUUGAAGAACAACAGACACAGAUUGAGAUUGAAGCAAGGAGAGAGGAGGCGGAGAAAACAAGAGUUGCGAGCAGAGAGAAUACACAGAUGUUGGCUGACACACUACGUCAAGUGAUCCAACCUAACCAACCCACAUUCAACCAGAUCGCUACCCCGCAACAGUACCAGCAACCCCCCAUAUACUUUAUAUCUGAUGACUUGCGUCUCGUUACAUGGGAGGCCAUGUUGACUAUCGAGUAUCGGCUUUAG
This is a messenger RNA of Strongylocentrotus purpuratus (purple sea urchin), 518 nucleotides long. RefSeq lists its product as uncharacterized. The record is from RefSeq and is a predicted model, not a curated record. Lineage: Eukaryota; Metazoa; Echinodermata; Echinoidea; Camarodonta; Strongylocentrotidae. The transcript is spliced from 3 exons. The coding region runs from base 153 to 518 and encodes 121 amino acids.